Messenger RNA from Cryptococcus wingfieldii CBS 7118, 612 nucleotides. RefSeq lists its product as hypothetical. The coding region runs from base 1 to 612 and encodes 203 amino acids. The transcript has a single exon. The record is from RefSeq and is a predicted model, not a curated record. Lineage: Eukaryota; Fungi; Basidiomycota; Tremellomycetes; Tremellales; Cryptococcaceae.
AUGUCAAUCGACCUUUCCACGUUCCCACCCAAUAGUAGCCAUGUCGGCAAUCCGCAAGACGAUCCUGAUGCACUUGCCAUGUGCUACGGCCCUAAGCACCUCGACCUCACGGCAUCGAAAGAAUCUGUCGCCGACUGGGCUGGGUCUGGCAAAAUCCUCUUCCAAGGAGAUGUUGUUAAUGUCGUCACGUUCAAAGACGGGACAUCCACUGUUCUUUGUACGGACUGCGGUAUUGCAUCAGUCGGAUUUGGUCUGCAAGUUGAAGAGCUUGAACCGGAGGACCGAGUCAGCGGGAUGGUCACGCGCGAGGAUAUGGAGACAGCAAGUAUCUAUAAAGACUACAAGAAGACAUUUGGGGAGACGGUUUCCGUGCAGAUGGGUACUAUAACCCCCGAAGGAGAUUUUUCGUCGUUUUUCCGUGGUAACCCCGAGUUUGUGGUUGACAAAAAGACUAUGACUGAUUCGGUGACCGUGUUGAAUGAUUAUGAAGAGUUCCUCGAUAGUCAAGAAUACGACAUGUCCACUGUAGAAAAAGCGAGAGAGUGGGCCGAAGAGUGGGAUGAUGACUCUCCUUCCGAAAAAGGAGAUCGAGACAAAGCACCAACGAGUUGA